Messenger RNA from Girardinichthys multiradiatus, 2032 nucleotides. It is a transcript of the gene dnaaf6, whose product is annotated as dynein axonemal assembly factor 6. Bases 376 to 960 code for a protein of 194 amino acids. Lineage: Eukaryota; Metazoa; Chordata; Actinopteri; Cyprinodontiformes; Goodeidae. The record is from RefSeq and is a predicted model, not a curated record. Gene Ontology annotation, biological process: axonemal dynein complex assembly; flagellated sperm motility. Gene Ontology annotation, cellular component: cytoplasm. The transcript has 6 exons. Gene Ontology annotation, molecular function: dynein intermediate chain binding; protein-folding chaperone binding.
UUUCGUUAUUGGCACUGUGACUAAAUUAAGCAUAAAUAUUUUGAGUACAUACUUUUUAACAAUUUAGCUUUUAAACAUAAACCUUAUAGUUGUAUGAUCACCUGGCUGGUUUUAACUCAGGCAUACAUUUUUCCCCUUUUCCGGUCAACGUCUUUGGUUACCAUGUCAGCCAGAAAGUCUAUUAGUCUCCAUGGUGACAGAAAACGUCAACAGCUACGGUUCGAAUUCGUGUUAGCAUGCUAACUAUAGUACUUUUUACUUCGCAACGCUAGAUUUAUGUUUAUCGAUAGGUUAUAAUCACUGGUAGUUAGAUACACAGGCGUAUUGUUUGUAGCAGCUGCAGUUUCGAGCCAAUUUCUUCUUUUAUUUAUUGUUAUGGAAUGUCUCGGAGGAUCAUCUGGACAAGACUUACAGGCUCUGUCUGCGCUGCUGUCUUCUCAGCUGGAGGAAGAGGAGGAUGAAGACUGUAAUCAGAAUGCAACAGGCUGUGCACAGCUUGGUCCAGGACAUAUUGGACCCCCACCCAAAAAAGAUAAAGAAGUGUCUAGUGCCUACAUAAAAACAACCAGUAAAGAUAUCUGGAGUGAGGAGGAGGUGGUUGAAGGCUCCCAGUAUGAUGAUCUGGCUGACCCGCGACCACAACCUGAGUAUGAAAUUAUCUUGAAGCAAAAUGUGGGAACACAGGAUUUGUUCCUGGGCUUAAGCCGGAAGGAUCCAUCUUCAAUGUGCUGUGAAGCCAUGCUGGUGAAAAUAAAACUACCCGGCACAAAGGCAACAGAUGUUUUCUUGGAUACAAAAGAGAAGUUCCUGGAUCUGCGGACACCAAAGUAUAAACUGGGCCUCCAUCUACCCCAUCCCAUCCAGAGUCAAGAAGGCAAGGCUCAGUUCUUUAGCGACAGGCAGGAACUAGAGGUGACGCUACUGAUGAAGAGACCCAUGGACUUUAUCAACAUGCAGUAAAAGGAGGAUAAAAUAAGUCAUUUCAUCUUUUAAAAAAGCAAACAUAUUGGUGGGAAAAUAAGAUGCCUGUUUAGUGUCUGAAAACAAUGAUGAAAGUAAUUCCAAUGCGUUUCUGUAAAUUUUAAUUAAACCCAGGCUUUUUGUUCAUAUGCAAUCUUUGACUUCAUGAGGAAAACUUCUAAUAAAUGUUUUAUGUGCUUCAAUACUUUAAAACUUGUUUUGACAACCUUUCUAAAAUGCUAUGUUUUUUAUUUUGGUGACCUACAUUUGGACAUUUUUCUCAUAAUUUAAAAGGAUGCACUGCUAUAGUACUGGUCAAUUUGCCCAAAAUGUGUUAAAAACCUUUUGUUAUAAACUCACAGAAUUGUAUUCCCAUCAAAGCAUCUUUUGUAUUUCAGAUGCAACUGUAGAAAUGGUACAAAACAUAAAAAAGUAAGACCACUUUUUAAUUUGUUAUCGAUUUGUUAGAUUAUACUGAUUUAUUCUUUUGGGCAAAGUGUCCAUUUUAUAGUUGAAUGAUUAAGAAGCCGGAUCUGAUUGGCUUGAAUUUAUUGGCUUGGAAGAUCAACUUUCAAGUCUUGCCAUAGUUUCUCAAUGCAUAUAGAUCUGGACUUUGGGCCAUUUUAACACAUAAAUAUGCUUUGAUCUAAACCAUUUCAUUGUAGCUCUUGCUGUAUAUUUCGGUUUAUUCUGCUGGAACGUGAACUUCCUCCCCAGUCUCAACUCUUUUGCAGCCUCUAACCUUUUUUCAGGACUGCCCAGUAUUUAGCUUCAUCCAUUUUUCCAUUAACUCUGACCAGCUUCCCUGUCAGUGCUGAACAAAACAAUCCCCACAGCAUUUUGCUGCCACACCUGUUUUACCGUGGGAUGUUGUCUUCAGGUUGAUAUGCAGUGUUAGUCUUCCUCUAAAAUAGCGCUUUGAAUGUAGGUCAAAAGGUUCAACUUUAUGUUCACCUUAUUGCAAUUUAAAUCUUUUCCACCUUACAACAAAAACUUUUCAUUGCAUAAAUUAUAAUAUUUCUGGUGUAAAAACAUGAUAAUAUAUUGUGCAACAAUAAAAAAUAUAUCUUGA